Iphiclides podalirius (scarce swallowtail) is the source of this 216-nucleotide messenger RNA. NCBI's taxonomy places the organism in Eukaryota, Metazoa, Arthropoda, Insecta, Lepidoptera, Papilionidae. The record is from the annotation of a GenBank genome assembly.
AUGAGCGCUAUAUUCAACUUUCAAAGCUUAUUAUCCGUAAUUUUACUCUUAAUAUGUACUUGUGCUUAUCUACGAUCCUUUUUUCCAAGUAUAAUGGAUCGAAACAAAACUGGGCUCCUAGGAACGUUUUGGAAGUGUGCUAGAAUUGGUGAAAGGAAAUCACCAUAUGUUGCAGCUUGUUGUGUUUUAAUGGCAUUUUCUAUAUUAUUUCUAACU